AUGAACGAGAGCUCAUUAUUUCAAGGAAUAACUGUAUUUAUAAGUGGAGAUCCAGACAAAAAGCUACUGGAUUUCUUUAAAAAUGGAAAAGGACAAAUAUCAAAGUUUACAAUGGAGAAAACUAAUUACAUCUUGUGUGGCAAAAAUUACGACGAGUCACAAUUGCAGGAAGCUAUUGAUUUAUACGAGAUUCCAGGCAUUACAGAACAGUGGAUUCUUAAUAGCGUUCGAAUGAAUAAAUUGGCAUCAAUAAAGGCUUACUCUCCAAAAAGUCAAUCAAAAUUGUUUAAUGGAUUUAUCUUUACGAUGACACAAGUUGAUCAACCUGACAGAUUGAAGCUAUAUGCAAUGAUAACAUUUCAUGGUGGUGCAGUUCAGAAGGAUCUUGAUAAUAAAGUUACGCAUUUAAUAUCUGGAGGAGCACAGUCUGUUGCAUUAAAACUAGCUGGACUAUCAAAAAUGACUAUUAUAACUCCAGAUUGGGUUUUAGAAUGUCUUAAACAAGAAAAACUUGUUGAAUCUGAAAUUUAUCAUCCAAGUCUACUAAUUUCUCCUGUUAAGCAACAAAAAAUCAUUAUGCCAACUGGAGAUAUGAAGUCAUCAUCUAUAAUGCGCAAUCAAUUGCAACAAAAUAUACGUCAACCUCGUCCAAUGGUGGUUCAAAUGCAGCAUACACCUCAACAAAUUAACGAAAUUAUUCAAAGUCAAAUUCAGCAGCAACAAAUGCAAGAACAAGCUAAAUUAAGAGCCCAACAAGCUGCUCAAGUAUCUUCAAAUCAACAAAGUGGACCAUCUUCAAUAACUAAUGUCCAAAAUAGUGGAAACUCUGACAAUACUAAUCCACAAACUAAUACUACAUCUAUUCUUCAAGUUAAUCAGAUUCAAAAAAUUAAUACAAAUCCACAACAAACACAGCAACAACAAGUAGUAACAACAAGUGCACAAAUGACUCCUGGACCAAAUGUUUGCAUUAUUCAACCCAAUCAAAAUGCCCAAAACAUCCAACAGAACCAGACACAAAUGAAUGUUAGUAUCCAGCAACAAGGUAAUCAAGUGCCCACAACGAUACAGCAACAGCAACAAAGGCAAAUUGCAUUGCAACAACAAUUGGAAGCAAAUGCAAGGAAUCAAAAGAUCCAAUUAAUAUCCCAACAACUUCAACAAGCUACACAAAAUCAAAUUAUUCAACAGCAGCAGCAACAACAAAUGAAACAAUUUCAGACCAAUCAAAUUAUAACGACUAAUAAUCCAACCCAAAAUAUUCAAGUUCAACAACAGCAAACAACUCAACAACCUCAGCAACAAAUUGUAAUCAACAAUCAACAACAAUUUAUUGCAACAGUCCAACAAAAUCAACAAGGAAACGUUAUCCAGCAAAAUCAAGUUAAUACUAAUAUUGUUCCACAGAAUCAAAUGAUUAAUACAAAUCAACAGGCUCAAAAUCAACCUAAUCAACAAUUUGGGAAUCAAACGAUGAAACAAAUUUUAACUACGAAUCAGCCUCAAAAUCAGCAAUUUAUAAUAAAUCAAAGCCCUAAUCAAAAUAUCAAAACAAUUACUAGUACAACCCAACAAAUUGGUCAGCAACAGCAAACGGUUACAGGAUCCAGUGGAGCAAAUUACAUCCAAAUAAUCCAGCAAGGACAACCAAUAAUUCAGAUCCAGCAACAUUCAGACGGAAAUCAAAUUCAUCAAAAGAACAUCCAACAAACACAGCAGCAAAAUGUCAGCCAGCCACAACAAAUUCAAGUCAGUCAACAGAUGCAAACCGCUCCAAAUGUUUCAAUUCAGUCUAAUAUGUCCACUCCAAUCACACAAAAUAUUGGUGGGAAUAUUCAGCAACAAGUUCCUUCAUCUCCGCAACAAACGCAACAGACAGGAAUAAUACAGAAUCAAGGUGGACGUCAGAAUAUUGUAAUCAUAAAUCAACUUCAAAAUCCACAGAAUGUAAAUCAAAUGUCGUUACAAAAUCAGAGGUUCCAAACACCGCAAGGUCAGUUUCAAAAGACCCAGAUUGGUACUCAGCAAAUAAUUCAACAAAAAUUAAUAACUGCAAAUGAUGGAAGUAUCGUACAACAUCAUCAAAGUGGUCAGCCACAACAAAUUAUUCAAGUCCAUCAAACCACAAUUUCUGGUGGACAAAUUCAACAACAAAACGUUGAGGGAAUCAUUAUGGAUCAAAAAAUGCACAAUGUUCAAGCUCCCCAACAAACAACACAGCAAUUAACACAAGCUCAGGCUGUACAUCAAAUCGCCCAACAGCUUCAAAGUGCCGAAAUUUUAUCACAAAAUCCAUCUCAGCAGCAAUCACAAAUGCCACAACAAACGGCUAAUACUCAAAUGAACAUAAUUUCAAAUCAAGCAGGCACUCAUCAAGUCGUACAAUCCGUAAAUCCGGGAACUCCACAGCCUGGACAAAUUACACAAACUCAAAGAUGGAUUCCUCAAAGUCCUACGCAGCCACAAACUUCUCAACCACUACAGACGUCUACCCCACAAUCACCAAUCGUUCAGCAUAUAAUUACAACUAAUCAACAAGGUGCGACAGGACAACAAUUUAUUCGUGCAACUGGACAACGACUUGGUCCAAUUUAUCUUGAUGCUCAAUCUUCGAUUCAAUUUCAACGCAUGGAUCAAGCACAACGUCAAGAAUAUUUAGAACAAUUGCAUAAUAAGCAGCAACAACAGCAAAGAGAAGGUGUAAUGUUCCAGCAACGUCCAACAGUUCCUAAUACAGUUAGUGGUCCAAGACAUAUUGUAAUUCGAUCACAAGUUCCACCAGGAUUAACUACACAACAGCAAAUUCAAUGGAUUAGUAGUCAAAGACGUCCAAUUUUAAUUCGUCAACCUAAUCAAGUUGGAAUGACACAAAUUAACCAGCCAGUUCCAAAUCAGAUUCAUAAUGUUGCACAAAUAGAUCCAAAUGCAACGCCACAACAACAACAGUUGCAGAGACAGCAUUUCCAACGCUUACAACAAAUGCAACAAACACAAAAAAUGGCAGGAAAUGUUCAAACUCCAGUUUCUCCAAGAGGAAAUCCAAUAUUUCCGACUAAUGAACAAAGCGGAAGUGGACUAAUGGAAGGAAUUUCUCAGCAAAUCACUCAACAAAUUACACCGACUGAUGUAAAUGGUGUUUCAAGUAAUAAAACUAAAACUGCCUUAGCUAACAUGCUCAGUAAUCGUUUGGGUGGAAAUAGUGGAAAUAUUCCAGUUCCAGUUGAACAAACGGUAGUCGAUCAAUCAGCGUCUGGUACAUUAAGAAUGAUGACAGCACAGCAUGCAUUAAAUGUCCAAGGAAUAACACCAGUGGUUCGAAAUCCACAAGAAUUAAUUGUUUUACAGCAGCAACAGCAACAACAAAUUCAGCCACAAAUAGCUGGAGGACAAAAUAUCGUUCAAACACAUCAACAAUUACAACAGAGAAGAACUUUGGGAAAUAUAACGAAUGCUCAAGGUGGAAUCGUUCCUACAUCUCCAGUGAUUGUUGGAAAUCAAAUGCAAACAGGAACACAAGUAAUUAUGCCUCCAUCACCAAGCACAAACAUUAAACAGCCACCAUUUAGUCCUGGACGUGCGCCACCUCCUCAAAUUGUUAAUCGUCCACAAUUCUAUGGACAUAAUCCUAAUUUAAAACUUCCACCAGAUCUAUGCUUGCUCGGUUGUCAUUUCCUUAUUGUUGAGUAUGAUGAAACAAAUGCAGAAGAUUUAGAGGAUUGGACAAAAUCCAUAAAAUAUCAUGGAGGUGAAAUUGAGGCAUGCUAUAAUCUAAAAGUUUCUCACGUUCUUUGUAAGACUCAAAAGCAUGGAAUUGUAAUGCAAGCCAUAAGAGAUAAUAAACGAUGCGUUACUGCUUAUUGGCUUAAUGAUAUUAUUUUGAAGAAGCAAGUAAUACCUCCAUGGCAAGCAAUUCAUUUGCCAUCAUCAGCUGUUUUUGGAUCUUUAAGACCUGGAAUGAAGCAUAUAAUAACAAUAAUGGGAUUCGAGAAUGAUGAACGUGAAAGGGUUAAACGGAUGAUUGAAGAAAGUGGUGCAAAGCUAACGACUUAUUUAAAUCGUCAAAAUACUGUAAUGGUCUGCAAAAGGCUUGAUCAAAUGAACAAGAAAUAUUUACAUGCAAAAGAAUUCAAUAUUCCUAUGGUUAAUGUUGUGUGGCUUAGUGAUCUUUUGCUUGGAAAUACUAGCUUGAUUUCUCAGUUCGAAUCCCCGAAAUAUCAGCAAUACAAUCUUCCUCAGCCAUUAAGAAUCGACCAUUCAAUUGUUCCUCAACUAAUGAAUGCCUGGAAAGCACCAAUCAAUUUGACACAAGAAGCUCAUGAGAAACUAAAGAGAAGUCAAAUGGAACCACCUCCAAAAAAGCUUAAAAAGAUGAGAACAAUUCCUUUACUGGAAGUAAUUCCUGACGAAAUUCAUUGCAUUAGACACCCGAAUUUGAAUGAAAUUCCAAUUGUUAUGUUUUCACAUGUUGACAAUAUUGAUGGAUUAUCGCGUGCUGUAAUGAUUCUGGGUGGAAGGAUUACACAAGAUCAUAAUGAAAUGACGCAUCUCGUCAUGACAAAACCUAAUCGAACUCUAAAAUUCCUGUAUGCAUUAUGCAGUGCAAAAUAUAUCAUUAGCUCAUGCUGGCUUGAAGAUAGUGCAAAAGCAGGUUAUUUCCAAACAGAAGACAACUACUGGAUUAAGGAUUUAAGCGAAAUGAACUAUAAAUGUGAUGUGCUGCAAGUAAUCAAGUCUCCUAUUAGGAAUAGGCUGUUUGAAAAUCGAGUAUUUUACAUCACUCCAAAUGUCAAGCCAGCACCAAGCUAUUUGAGAUGGCUAAUAGAGAGAAGUGGAGGAAAAUGGGAACAUAAUCGACGAUCAGUCAUGAAAAUUCAUGAAUUGAAUCAACAAAGUCCCAACAGUUAUAUUGUCGUAAGUUGUCCAGAAGAUUUAAUUCUAUUAGGAUUCAAGCAUUACGUCUGUUACGUUUGCACAAGUGAAUUUAUUUUACAGUCAAUAAUGACGCAAACGAUGGAUUUCCUGAAAUCAGAAUUACAACUAUCACGUUAG
This is a messenger RNA of Chironomus riparius, 5049 nucleotides long. NCBI's taxonomy places the organism in Eukaryota, Metazoa, Arthropoda, Insecta, Diptera, Chironomidae. The record is from the annotation of a GenBank genome assembly.